CGCGCUGGCGGGGGUGUUCGAGGCGGCACUGGACGCCAAGAAGCACGCAGCGAGGCCGCAUGUGCCGCCGGAGGUGGAGGCCCGCUGCAGGGCCCUGCCUGACCCUGGGUGGCAUCGCAAGUACUGGCGGGCGCAGCAGCAACAGCAACAGCAACAGCGUCAAGCUGCGCCCCAGCAACAGCCCGCCCAGGGCUGCUCAGUGAUAUCGGACCUGUUCGCACGCAUUGGCGCGGAUGAGGAACAGCUCAGGCGGCAAAGCCCGCUUGCAGCGGCUAUCCUCCAGGAGGAAGAAGAUGAUGGGGGGGAUGAGAGCGAGUAUUCAGCAGCAGCAGCUGGGGUAUCAAGGGCCACAGUGACAUUAGGUGUUGCUUCCUUGCAUGUGGACGGGGUGUUGCUCCAAGCCGCACGUUCUGUCGUACAUUCGGACGAGCAAUGGCAGGAGUUGCUAGACCGUUGUUGGGCUGUCGUACAACGGGAAUGGAGCGCCCCCUGGCGCCGGUAUCUGACGAGGAAGACGAAGCGUCGCGGAGGCGGAGGCGGAGACUUCGAGGAUGAUGACAGCGACGAGGGCGUUACGGCGAGUGGCGGCGGCGGCGGCGUGGGUCCCUCGUCCCGUGAAGCGUUACGUCGGCAGGCGGCGGCGGGUGCUGCGUUUCAAACGGAGCUGGUUCGGGCUGUCCGGCGGGGGCUGCUGGAGGCUGCAAGGGGCAUCCUGCCGGGUCGGCUGCAGCUGGGGGACACGGUGUACGACGGAUCUGAAGCUAGUGCCGUACAAGGGAGCUUACCGGGAUCAGCUGCUUCGGCUACUGUUACCGCCGCUGCUACAGGCACUGCUACUGCCUUGGCUACGGGUGAUGAGUUAGACAUGCGGUCCCGUACGGCGCUAGCUACAGCACUGUAUGCUUCUGUGUACGGCAGACGUCGUGCCGAGGGCGGCAGCAGCGGGGCCGGUGAGCGGCUGGGUGUGGUGUGGCUCGCUGCGGGUCCGGAGCUCAACUGGGCGCAUUGGGUGUUGCGACACGGGGGCAGGCUGCCGGGGGUCAGGAGGGGGGGCUGAGGGUGAUGACAGAAGUCCUCGCGGCGCACGCAUCUAAUGUUGCUACAGCCUUCACGCGUUCACCUCAAGUCUUCAUGUACGUGGCUGCAUGGGGCUUCAGAGAUGGAUACCCAAUGUGUGCUGCUGUAUUCCAUGCAUGGCGCAUGCCAAUCUGCAUGAGCGCACGACAGCCAAGGGUCUUUGGGGGUCGUGCUGGGUAGUUGCAAGUACCGCACCUGCCUAACGGGGUGCUGCAAUGCACCUAUUCAUCAGUUUUAAAGGCCCUUGCUCUUUAGCUACAAUGUUAAGGGGUGCCCUAAGGGAUGUUGGUCGGGCAGUGCGCGGGACGUGGUGGUGGCUGCGUAAUUACUGUGCACGCUUCGGGGGGAGCAACAGCCAAGCGGUGAAUUUGAUGCUCGGAUUGGAGGCAGUGCGCAAUAAAUGGAGGCAUACAUUCUGAUACGUUGACCCGGAUUGGCAUGGGAUGCUUACCUAGUUAGCUAGCUGUAGCGGCCGAUUCAGCGGGGAACGGUGGCGCGGCGA
Messenger RNA from Astrephomene gubernaculifera, 1579 nucleotides. Lineage: Eukaryota; Viridiplantae; Chlorophyta; Chlorophyceae; Chlamydomonadales; Astrephomenaceae. The record is from the annotation of a GenBank genome assembly.